AUGGACGCGUUCAUCUCCAGGAAACGACGCCGCAUCUCGCCGCCAGACGACGCACAAGCCGCCGCCAGCGCAAUACCCGGAGAAGACGAGGAUUCAACCGACUUCAAGCUUGCUCUCCUCGUAUCACUGCAUCCGGAAAUCGGCCAAUCCUUUCUUCUCGAAAUUUUACUCGAUGCUAACGGAUCUGUGGAGAAGGCCUCUCAGGCUCUAGCGGAGAAGGGAAAUGGCGAUUCUCCUCGCAAAAGGCCUUUGACAGUCGGAUAUCAGUCUUCACUUUCUCGUUUCGCAGUCCAGCGUGGCAGCACGGCAAGCAAGAAGUUAUCAGCAAAGAAGGGGAAAACUCUACACCUGUACUCACCAGAAGACAUUGAGAAUGCUACCCCUUGCUCUAUCAUCCACAACUUUCUCCCUCCUCAUGAGGCAGACGCUUUGCUAAGAGAUAUGCUCGCCGAAGCCCCGACUUUCGGCAGAGACACCUUCAAGUUGUUCGACAGGGUGGUUGAAAGCCCACACAGCAUCUGCUUUUACGUUGACAGCUGGGACGAAGCAGCCCGUCAAAGAGACGAUUACAUCUACAACGGCAGCCGAAUCACCGACAUAAGACGUACCCUUCCAGAGAUGGAUAAAGCAAAAGCGAAGGUCCAGACUGCAGUCAACGCCGAGAUCGAACGGCGGAUCGAACGAUUCCAAGACGGCGCCAGACUCAAGUACCAGUCCCCCCGCGAAUGGAUCCCCAACGCCUCGUUCGUAAACUGCUACGACGGGGGCGCAGAAAGGGUAGGCUACCACUCCGACCAGCUCACCUACGUCGGGCCACGCGCCGUCAUCGGCUCGCUCAGCUUAGGUGUCGCGCGCGAGUUCCGCGUCCGCAGGGUCGUGGCACGCGACGACGACAACUCCCUCUCACCCGCCUCCGACGCCGUGAUCCGCGCCGAUACGGAGGGCCAGAUCGCGAUCCACCUGCCGCACAACUCGCUGCUGGUGAUGCACGCGUCCAUGCAGGAGGAGUGGAAGCACAGCAUCGCGCCGGCGCAGGCCAUCGACCCGCACCCCAUCGCCGGCAACAAGCGCAUAAACAUCACGUACCGGCAGUACAAGGAGAGUCUGCAUCCGCGGUACACGCCGCGGUGCAGGUGCAACGUACCGACCGUGCUGCGAUGCGUGCAGAGGAAGAAGGAAAACAGGGGGAGGUACAUGUGGAUGUGCCAUACGAGUUAUACACCGGGUCAAGAGGGGUGCUCUUUCUUCCAAUGGGCUGAGUUCGAUGAUGACGGGGAACCGCCUUGGGCGAAGAACGUCGCGGGAAGAACGGCGGAGAAUGCUGCAAGGGAUGAAGGGCAUAGAGAAUAG
This is a messenger RNA of Diplodia corticola, 1350 nucleotides long. Its product is annotated as grf zinc finger domain-containing protein. Gene Ontology annotation, cellular component: nucleus. Bases 1 to 1350 code for a protein of 449 amino acids. Gene Ontology annotation, biological process: DNA repair; DNA alkylation repair. Lineage: Eukaryota; Fungi; Ascomycota; Dothideomycetes; Botryosphaeriales; Botryosphaeriaceae. Gene Ontology annotation, molecular function: dioxygenase activity; zinc ion binding. The transcript has 4 exons. The record is from RefSeq and is a predicted model, not a curated record.